GUGCCCUUCCCACCGCAGAUCAACGCCUCCUGCAAGUCUCUGAUCGAGGGCUUGCUGCAGCAAGAUCCGUCCCAACGGCUUCCCAUGAGGCCCGGUGGUGUCAAGAACCUCAUGAACCACAAGUGGUUCGCUGAGCACGACUGGGAGAGCAUGAGGAAUCUGGCCCUGAGCCCGCCGUACAAGCCUGUGGUCAAGAACAAGCGAGACCUCGCAAACUUUUCUGCCCGGAAAGAGGAUGCUCCGAGGCAGCUCGAAUAUAUCGACCCGGGCACCGGCUGGGACAAGAACUUUGCCACGUCCACUUGA
This is a messenger RNA of Symbiodinium sp. CCMP2456, 306 nucleotides long. The record is from the annotation of a GenBank genome assembly. Lineage: Eukaryota; Dinophyceae; Suessiales; Symbiodiniaceae.